Messenger RNA from Trichoderma virens Gv29-8, 1706 nucleotides. RefSeq lists its product as uncharacterized. The coding region runs from base 81 to 1622 and encodes 513 amino acids. Lineage: Eukaryota; Fungi; Ascomycota; Sordariomycetes; Hypocreales; Hypocreaceae. The record is from RefSeq and is a predicted model, not a curated record. The transcript has a single exon.
CUGCUGAUGCCGUUACCAAGAAUGCUGAUGCCGUUGCCAUCUCUCAAGAUGACGAUCGUCGGAAUGAUGCGCGGCAAGAGAUGUCUCACGAGACAAAUGAGCAAAAGCAAGAUCCGGAAAAGCAGCAGUACAUUCCUCGGCAUGAGGAAACCCGCACUCCUGCAUUGAACGAAAAAACCGACGUUUCUAUUACUGUGCCAAAGUCAACCGUCUUACCGCGUGCCGGCACAUUUUCCUCCACCCUUACCACAUUAACUGCCGCGUCUUCCUCCUUUGGUCUGCUCUCGACGCCUCCUGCAUGCGAGAUUCCGGAAUCAGUGCCGCCAGAUCGCGUCACCCUAAUCAAGAAGACCGAGAAGGGAGAUGAUUACGUGCCCCAGGGCAGCAAACUGAAGAACAAUCUCUAUCCAGCCGUUGGCUUACUGGAGCUAGCUAACGCUGGCGAUUUUGCCGCCAAUGUGUGGAACCAGUACCCAGUCCCGGUGUAUGCAACUGUCUUCAUGGCGGUUGGGGCGACAUUUGCCGGCGUCAUGUCCAUCUUUGCCCUCCUCGACUCGAGACGUGCCUGGAGGAAUCUGAAGUUCCUCCGUAAGCAGCAGCGAGAGCUGAAAGAGGCGCGUGCUAGUAGAGUAGCAAAGUCUCAGCCGACUACGGAUCUGGAUACGCUAUUGUCCGUCAUGUACCGCGAGAUCGGCACUGAAGGUAUUAACCGCUGGGGACUCAACAUGUUCAUGGGUGUUGGCGCCGUGCUCAUUUGCGUGGGCACAUAUCUUGCCAUUGCUGGAGCUAAUGAUGCCAUCUUCUUGGCCAGUAACCUUCUCUCUGGAUAUGUUGGUAAUGCUCCUAUCGCUCUCUUCGGCACCAUCAAUACCUGCUGGGCAUUUUACAUCUUUUGCAAGGCCCAGGGACACAUCAAUGCGGCAUCGAAAGCCAUUCCUAGCACACGGGCAUUGACUUUGAUCAAGCGACGCAGCAGAAAUGUGCAAAUUUAUGCCUCCAUCAACGGCACUGCCACGCUUGUAGGAGGCGCCGGAUCCAUGGUCACCGCAACGAUGUGGUGGGGUUAUGUCGUGCUGAUUCCAGUCAUCUUGGCCUCCCUGUUUUGUAAUUUCUGGUGGCGUACAAGAGCUGGCUAUACGCGCCGAGAUUUGGUGCCGUCUGGACUGUCCGUCAUGAAUGUCGACGAGCUUUCCACUGCUUUAGAGUUUGCUUCUAGAGCAGAAGCCAAGAUCAGGGAGCAGAAAAAGACACCCAUCAAUGGCUUUGUCUCGGACCCAACAUCUCUAAAAUCCGUCCUUAUGUUUAUCCAGGAAAACGAGCUGCUGGAACCAUUUUGCGAACGACUUGUUAAGGAUGAAGGUCUUCGGAAAACUAUUGGCUAUUCCGAUACACCAGCAGAAAUCGAUAUCGAUGUCCCCUCUCUCCUGGCUUUGCCUAUUGAUAAGCACCCUGCAUUUAUUCAGAUCGCUCAAGACACUGUGCGGAAAGUCGGACCCCAGCAUUUCAAAUAUCAAGAACGCUAUGCAGCCGAGUUGCUUGGUACAUACUUUGUCAUUUCGAAACACGAAGCAAAACAUAGGGAAAAGGAUAGACUUCAAUCCGAGAAAUCUGGGUCGCAUUGAGAGAAAGCUCAUAGAACAGGUAGAUUUUCUUUCUGGUUUAGACACUUGAUAGUCGGAAGGCAUUUGAGCGAGGAGUUUUGAUUA